CUCGGGAUGGCUAUUUUGGUUGUCCAUGAAACACGUGGCGGCGCGCCCGCGUGGCGUCUACCUCAGUCCGUACCUCACCUGCGCGCAGUGCAACGCGCUCAACGUUGUCAACGCGUACCGCCUCGGGCCGGCCACGACCCUUGGGCGACGCGGCCUCGGCCUCGGACGGGAGGUCCUCCCCGAGUGCGUGGGCUGUGGGCGCACGCUGGCCUUGCACGUUGGCGCGACCAACCACGCGCCGGCCCUCGCGUCCGAAGCCGCCGCCUUUCACCACGCCCAGCACAUUCGUGCCGCGGCCGGCUUGACGCUGCAGCGCAUCGUCCGCGGCGGCCUCGCACGACUGGAAGCGGGCCGCCGGCGCCGCGCCAAAGCCGCGCGUGACGCUCUCGAGCGCCGCGCGGCGACGCUGCUGCAGCGGCGCGUGCGGGGCAUGCAGACGCGGCAGCGCACGAGGAUCCAAUCGGGCGUGUGGCUCAUCGCGUGGACGCACCCGACGCUGCUCGGAACGCUCUUGCGCGAGGCGUCGGCCGCGACGGCGCGCGUGUUUUGGUUUACUGACACGGCGGACCUUGCGCUCGUCCAAGCCGACUACCGUGCAUACGUGCGACGUGCGGGGCCGGCCAUGACGUUGCGCCGCUUCGAAGGCAACGUUCUCCUUUUGGUCCACCGCAUAUGGGCGAUGCAGCAUCGCAUGGCAGCGCGGAUCCAAGCACGUUGGCGCGGGAUGCAGCUCCGACACGUUCUCCGCAUCUACCUGUGCGAGCUCGGGCGACUGCGGGAAGUGUGGCACUGCUGCGCUGGCCUCAUCCAGCGCAACUGGCGCCGCGUCCGUGCGCGCCGACACUGCGACCAACGCCGGGCGACCGCCGUGCGCCAGCGCAUCGCGGGAACCAACGGCGUCGGGCCGCGCCGGCCACGCCUUCUCCUCGACGUUCGCCGCGUGCGGGCCGCGUACGCCCAGCACCACCGCCGCACCGACAAGGUCGCGGGCUACCUCGCGCACCCGCACGUGGAUCUGCUUGCCGACAACGACGUGCUCCAGACCUUUGCGGCCACAUACGGCGCCGUGACGUCGUCGGCGAUGCAGCGGCACCACGCCGCCCACGUCGACGCGCGGCGUAAGAUUCAUGCGUUUGUGGCCAAGGCGACAGGCCGCUGACACAGAUGGGCGUGGCAUCUGCGCGACCGUCGGUGCCACGCACCAUAUGCAAAGGCGGGCGGCGGAGCUUUCCCCGGGCAAGUAUCUUUCUCGCUAAGGAAGCCCCUUCGAGACCACGCCUCCACCUCCGCCGUCCCCAUGUGGCUGCGCGAGCGGCGCGCGACCCAUCAGAUGGCCAUCCCCCGCCCUAGCGUAAUACCACCACGCAGGUGCCGGUCGUUUCCCAAGCCAACCUCCUCAUCGUGGGUGCCACGGACGACGAAGCAAGCUUGCUUUUGGCGAGCCCACACGAACAUGUCCAUGGACGGUACAUGGUAUCAUGGAUCCAGCCGGCGAGUGGGCAGUGCCUGGCGUCAGCCAAAUGCUGCGAUAGCAGCAACGCAUCGAACAUGCGCAUGCACCAGUGGAAGAUGGGCUGCGAGAUGCUACGCCGCAUGUCUGUCGUUCGAAUGCACCCACGAUCUUCUCGCACAACUGCACGACUCUCGGCGCGACCUUAUUUGGCUGCCACGUCACGGUCUUGAGACACACUUGAUACAUUUUCUAUCAUUUGAGACGAAAUGGAUAAAUGCUCGAUCCCGUAAAAUUCCACGGACGCGGUCUG
Saprolegnia diclina VS20 is the source of this 1763-nucleotide messenger RNA. RefSeq lists its product as hypothetical. The record is from RefSeq and is a predicted model, not a curated record. The coding region runs from base 26 to 1159 and encodes 377 amino acids. Lineage: Eukaryota; Oomycota; Saprolegniomycetes; Saprolegniales; Saprolegniaceae. Gene Ontology annotation, molecular function: protein binding. The transcript has 5 exons.